AUGAGACUUCCAGUCAGUACAUUUACAAGAAGAGCAUUCCGCAACAGCAGAGCUCCUGCUGUUAUUUCCCGUGCAUGCGUCUCAACACUUCACGCCAAGAUAAACAGCCCACCACCACGAAUCGUCAAAAGCCAAGGACUAUGGCUAGAAACACAUGAAGGACACAAAAUUCUCGAUGCAUCUUCAGGUGCAGCUGUCGUAGCCAUCGGACACAAUGAUUCAAGAGUUAAACAAGCUAUCGCUGCUCAACUGGACCAAGUAGCGUAUUGCUAUAACCCUUUCUUCACCACUGAAGCGGCGGAGAAGAUAUGUCGUUUUCUAACAGAUUCUACUGAUGGGCAUAUGUUGAAGGUGUUUGUUGUCAGUUCAGGUACCGAGGCUGUGGAAGCAGCUUUGAAAAUCGCACGGCAGUACUUUACGGAAUUAUCGACGCCACAACCGAAUCGGACAAAGUUCAUCGCACGUAAGCAAUCAUAUCAUGGAAACACGCUAGGCUCCCUGGCUGUAGGAGGGCAUAAAGCUCGACGAGGUGUCUACGAACCUAUCCUCGCUACGAAUGUUUCUCACGUUUCCCCAUGUUAUCCUUAUCGGGAGAUGAAGCAGGGAGAGACAGAACAACAAUAUGUCGAUCGUCUGGCCAAAGAGCUAGAGGAUGAGUUUCAGCGUCUGGGACCUGAUACUGUGUGUGCCUUUAUUGCGGAAACAGUUUCUGGCACAAAGUCACUGGGUUGUGCGCCGCCAGUCCCCGGGUAUUUCAAAGCCAUGCGAGAAGUCUGCGACCGCCACGGCGCCCUUUUGAUCAUGGAUGAAGUCAUGUCCGGCAUGGGCAGAACAGGCACGCUUCAUGCUUGGGAGCAAGAAGGCGUUGUUCCAGAUCUACAGACCGUCGCCAAAGGUCUCGGAGCCGGAUAUAUGCCUGUUGGCGCUUUGCUAGUCGGGAACAAAGUGGCAGAUACUCUAACACAAGGAUCUGGUGCUUUCUCACACAGUCAGACGUAUCAGGGCCAUCCUGUUGCGUGUGCUGCUGCAUUUGCUGUUCAGACUGCCAUGAAAGAGGACAACAUGCUGCAAAAUGUACAGAAGAUGGGCAAGGUCUUAAGUGAGAAGCUGAAAGAGAGACUGGCGGGACAUAAGAAUGUUGGUGAUAUCAGAGGAAGAGGUCUUUACUGGGGUAUGGAGUUUGUGCAAGACAAGCACACCAAAAAACCAUUUCCACUGAGCGAACAAAUCGCCGGAAAACUGCACAAGACAGGCUUGAGUGCCGACCACGGUGUUUCGCUUAUCCCAGCCACUGGAAACAUUGACGGUAUAAGAGGUGACAUGGUCAUCGUCUCACCACCCUUCGCAAUCACAAGAGAAGAAGUCGACAUGAUAGUGGACAGGGUAGAGAAGGUUAUCACAUCUGUACUUGGAUCUUAG
This is a messenger RNA of Fusarium coffeatum, 1419 nucleotides long. RefSeq lists its product as uncharacterized. Gene Ontology annotation, cellular component: cytosol. NCBI's taxonomy places the organism in Eukaryota, Fungi, Ascomycota, Sordariomycetes, Hypocreales, Nectriaceae. The record is from RefSeq and is a predicted model, not a curated record. Gene Ontology annotation, molecular function: transaminase activity; pyridoxal phosphate binding. Bases 1 to 1419 code for a protein of 472 amino acids. The transcript has 4 exons.